AUGUAUUUUUUACUUUCAGUUCAGAGCAAGCUUGCGGAAUUGAGGGCAAAGAGUAAGUAUAGAAUUAUAAUGAAUAUAACUUCGAUCAAUUAGCUUGGGAAACUUCUCCACAAGUCAAUAGGAUACGAAACCAUGAUAUCUAUUUACUGAAGUAAAUAUAUUCAACUCAUCAUUGGGCUCUUUAUCGUUAAUAUAUCAUCUCUCUUUCUUUUUAGGGAGUCCAUGUGGGGCGUCAUGCGCUCCAUCCUGUGCUCCUCUGUGUCAGCCAUCAUGUUGUAUGCCAAUUCCACCACCGCCACCUCCACCACCACCACCGCCUCCCCCACCAAUGCCAAUGCCAAUGCCGGCUCCUCCUCCUCAGUGUCCUCCCGUUUGUUUGAAAUGGACGACAACUAUCAACCCAGGGGGCGGAAUGCCUCAAGUGUCUCCAAUUCAGUCUACUCCUUGUCCUGAUCAGUGCCAGCAGGCAGGCUGUUGUGCACCUCCACCAAUGAUGCCCCCUCAACCACCACCAAUGGUUAUGGGCCCUCCUCCUCCUAUGGUAGCACCUCCUCCUCCUCCAGUUCAGCCACCACCACCUUGCCCUCCAGGUUGCCCUAAGGCUUGCUAUCCAGCCUGUUCACAGAGGUGCUGCAACCCUCAACCACUCCCGCCCCUUCCACCACCAAUGCCACCGAUGCCUCCCAUGCAGCAAUGCCAGCCAUCCUGUGCUCCCACCUGCUGCCAGGGACCACCUCCUCAACCAAUGAUGAUGCCACCUUAUCCUCCAAUGAACAUGCAGCCACCUCCAAUGCAACCUCCUCCAAUGAUGAUGCCCCCUCAACAACCCAUGAUGAUGAUGCCUCCUCCACAGACAGUUUGCCCCGCGCCCUGUGCCCGAUCAUGCGCACCAAAAUGUAAACCUGAAUGUUGCGACAAAAGGAAGCGUAAUGCUGAGAACUAA
This is a messenger RNA of Pocillopora meandrina, 943 nucleotides long. The record is from the annotation of a GenBank genome assembly. Lineage: Eukaryota; Metazoa; Cnidaria; Anthozoa; Scleractinia; Pocilloporidae.